UAUCGCACACAUGGUCGAGCAGACACAAACAGCAUCUCCACCACCUCGCCUUCGAUCGAUCGAUCACCAUUUCCCACAUCGUCAAACACAGGCAGGCAGAUCGAUCGACAUGUCGAGCUCCUCUGAGAUGGACCCGUUGGCGCCGAGCAGCGAGGUCAAGUUCCGCGCCUACGCGGUGCUCGUGGCGUUCGGCGUGGCGGCCGUCCUCGCCGUGUGCUUCUGGCGGCUCUACCGGCUCACCGUGUCGGCGCGCCCGCACGACAUGAUGCCCGUCUCCGGCGCCGCUGGCAACAACAAGCCGGGGGCGCCGAGGCGCGGCGACAUCUCGGCGCUGCUGCCUGUUUUCGUGCACGGCGCGGAGGCUGGUGCCGUGGAGUGCGCGGUGUGCCUGGCGGAGAUGGCGGACGGGGAGAAGGGCCGGCUCCUGCCCUCGUGCGGGCACCGGUUCCACGUGGAGUGCAUCGAUCGCUGGUUCCGGGCAAACUCGACGUGCCCGCUCUGCCGCGUCGCGGCAUUCGGCGAGCCCAACGCCGUGGAGGCGCACAAGGAUGGGCCCGUACGCGUGGCUGCGCCGGCGGUGGUUGUGCUGCAAGGCUGAACGCGUGGUUCUGUUGUCAAUCCUUGUUUUUUUGUUUAGUUGAUUGAUGUGCAUGGAAAUGUACAUUUUGUUUAGAUUGUACAAAGAAAUGUCAUUGUUGUAUGGUCUUUUCACGUUUUUUAUACACUCGGGCACGUAAAUAAAGGUCGUUCAUA
Messenger RNA from Brachypodium distachyon (stiff brome), 753 nucleotides. Its product is annotated as E3 ubiquitin-protein ligase EL5. The coding region runs from base 11 to 598 and encodes 195 amino acids. The record is from RefSeq and is a predicted model, not a curated record. The transcript has a single exon. Lineage: Eukaryota; Viridiplantae; Streptophyta; Magnoliopsida; Poales; Poaceae.